UCAUUUAAGAAUUUUCCGGAUUAAUGUUUUAGCAUAAGCAGUAUCAAAUUUAUUAGAAACUGCUUAAUUAUAACCGAGAUUAUUCUAGUUUAAGCAGAUAUCUCCGAUUCGUGUCUGUUUUCCGACACACGCCCCUCUUAUACUUGUAUGUAAUCUAGUACUCCACGACACUCUCCAUCUGUGUGUUUGGCUGGGAUUUCGAUUUCGCAGUUUCUUCAAUUCAUUCACUGUAAUGGCUUCGGUAAUGGGUCUCCCUCUUCCACCCAUUUCCGCCAUAAACUCGCGCCGCUUCCGAACGCACUUCGCUUUGAGCUUCACAGAGUUGCCAGCUGAAUCUGGUCCACUGAACGAAGCUUCCACCAUCACGGUUGUUGAGAAAAACCAAAAUGGCUCGUUGGUCAUGGAGGGAUCGAAGGUGCGUGGUGCUAGAGUUGUGGAAGAGAAGAAGAGCAAUGAUGAAGGCUCUGCUUCUGCUCUGGCACCGCUUUGGGAUGAUGGGUAUGGGAGUAGGACUGUGGAAGAUUUCUUCGCUGCAGCAAGGGAAUUGAAGGAUGAUGGUGGUCCACCCCGUUGGUUUUGUCCUGUUGAAUGUGGUCGUCCUUUGAAGAAUUCUCCUACCCUUUUGUUUCUACCUGGGAUGGAUGGCACAGGAUUUGGCCUCACUUUGCAUCAUCAAGCUCUUGGAAAGGCUUUCGAAGUUCGGUGCUUGCAUAUUCCUGCUCAUGAUCGAACACCAUUUGAAGGAUUGGUGAAACUUGUUGAAGAAGCUGUUAGACUUGAGCAUGCUUUGUCUCCAAAUAAGCCAAUUUAUCUGGUUGGUGAUUCCUUGGGUGGAUGCCUAGCACUUGCUGUUGCCGCUCGUAAUCCAACAGUUGAUCUAGUACUGGUAUUAGCCAAUCCAGCUACAUCCUUUGGCAGAUCUCAGUUGCAACCCUUACUUCCUCUCUUGGAGGCAAUGCCUGCUGAACUGCAUGUCACUGUUCCCUUUCUGCUUAGUUUUGUUAUGGGUGAGCCGUUGAAGAUGGCAUCAGUCAAUAUUGGAAACAGACUUCCUCCUUCAAAGAAAAUCGAACAACUGAGACACAACCUUGUCGCAUUGCUGCCAUGUCUUCCUGAGCUAAGUAACAUUUUAGCAAGGGAGACUCUUCUUUGGAAACUGAAACUUCUUAAAUCAGCUGCUGCAUAUGCGAAUUCGCGCCUCCAUGCUGUCAAAGCUGAUGUACUUCUGCUUGCUAGUGGCAAGGAUAACAUGCUUCCCAGUCUAAAUGAAGCUCGAAGACUUGCGAGGUCAUUGAAGAACUGCAAAGUUCGUAAGUUUAACGACAAUGGACACACCCUUCUCUUGGAGGAUGGUAUUGGUCUGCUGACAAUCAUCAAGGGGACCUGCAUGUACCGUCGUUCUAGGAUACUUGAUUUGGUCAGGGAUUACAUUCCUCCCAGCACGACGGAAUUCAGAUAUGCAAUGGAUCAAGUAGUUGGAGCACUUCGGUACAUUACUGGAUCUGUAAUGUUCUCAACUUUGGAAGAUGGAAAGAUUGUGAGAGGUCUCUCUGGCGUUCCGGAUGAAGGCCCUGUCUUGUAUGUUGGUUAUCACAUGUUGUUUGGGUUAGAGCUUACCUCAAUUAUGGAUGCAUUUUUAAGUGAGAAGGGUAUUAUUCCUCGUGGAAUAGCCCAUCCUGAGCUGUUUACAGCGAAAGCAGAGACUUUUACUUCUGAGUUUUCUAUGAUUGAUUGGGUGAAGAUAUUUGGUGCGGUGCCUGUUUCAGCAAGCAAUUUGUUUAAACUAUUCUCCACUAAAUCUCAUGUUCUCCUAUAUCCCGGUGGUGCACGCGAGGCUCUCCAUUUUAAGGGUGAGGAAUACAAGGUGAUUUGGCCUGACCAACCGGAAUUUGUGAGAAUGGCAGCAAGAUUUGGCGCCACAAUUGUGCCAUUUGGAGCUGUAGGCGAAGAUGAUUUGGCUGAAAUAGUUCUUGACUACAACGACUUAAUAAAGAUCCCCGUCCUCAACGAUUACCUCAGAGAAGUUAACAGUAACCAAGUCAGGCUUAGGGAUGAGACAAGUGGUGAGGUGGCAAAUCAAAAUAUCUCAUUUCCAGUGGUUAGGCCCAAAAUACCAAACUCAGGUCGGUUUUACUAUCUAUUUGGGAAGCCCAUAAGAACCAAAGGCAUGGAGAAUAUGCUAAAAGACAGAGACAGUGCCAACGAGUUAUACCUGCAGAUUAAGUCUCAAGUUGAACAGAACUUAGAUUACUUGAUCAAGAAGAGGGAGGAGGAUCCUUACAGGAAUUUAAUCGAUAGAAAAAUUUAUGAGGCAAUUAAUCCUCAUGAUGAAACUCACCAAACCCCAGCAUUUGAGCCCUGAAAUGAGUAUGUUUAGUACAUAGUAAUAAUACAUUGAUAUUCAUGUAAUCAUUAUUAUUUGGAAACAGAUAAAUGUGGAUGGUCAUCAAUUCUUCAUUGUAACAAUAAAAUAAUUGGUGCUCCCAUGUAUCUGAAUGCUAUUCUUUCAAUAUCAAUAGAAAUGGAAAUUGUUAUCUUGGGAAAAA
This is a messenger RNA of Lotus japonicus, 2546 nucleotides long. Its product is annotated as phytyl ester synthase 1, chloroplastic. The record is from RefSeq and is a predicted model, not a curated record. Gene Ontology annotation, cellular component: membrane. The transcript is spliced from 14 exons. Bases 233 to 2362 code for a protein of 709 amino acids. NCBI's taxonomy places the organism in Eukaryota, Viridiplantae, Streptophyta, Magnoliopsida, Fabales, Fabaceae.